GUCCCCUCUCCCACUGCAUCUCUUGCUCUCACCUCUUUCAUUCUAUUCCUUACUUCCGAAGCCACUCUUUUUCUCCUCUUUCCAACUAUUUCUUUUGGGUCCCUCCCUCCCUCGUCUUUUUAAUCCCUCGGUCUCUCUGUUUUCAAUUCACCCUUCACAACGUGGACUCCACAGUUGCUGCUGACCGGCAUAUUAUAUAUAUAUACCCCGCCAUUUUAUUUGCUCGUCAAGCUCCUCACCCAACAAUAUCAUCAUCAUUGUAAUUCUCGUUCUCUGUUCUCCUUUCUCAUCCAUUGAGUUCUUUACCCAGCCCCGUCAUAUUCUUUCUUCUCUGCCCCUUCGAUCUCUUCAUUUCACCAAUCUCGUUCCAGAGGGGUGUUGGUAGAAACAGGGAGCGAGUCGUAGAUUACAAGAAGCUAGCAGUGAUGUCUGGUUGCGGCAGCUACGAGGGGCACGUGAUGGGAGCGUGCGCGUGUGGCAUGUUUCACGGCCAACCAAAUUCCUUCCCUGUUCCAUACACCAACCAAAAUUCCUAUGCCUGUGACUACGACGAAUCCGACGUGUACUCUUCCUACACGCCCUCCUCCUCUUCCGUAGACUGCACGCUCUCUCUCGGAACCCCUUCCACGCGUUUAACUCAGGACGAAGACAGGCGUGGCGGCCGCGGCGAACGACGUCGUUCCGUCUCCAACAUGUGCUGGGAUUUGUUACAGUCCAAUCAAUCCCACAGUAGCAAGUCUGGCAAAGGAAGCUCCUCCUCCAGCGAUCCCCUUCUCGCCCGUCGCUGUGCCAAUUGCGACACCACCUCCACGCCUCUCUGGAGAAAUGGCCCGAGAGGUCCAAAGUCACUGUGCAAUGCCUGUGGGAUCAGAUACAAGAAGGAAGAGAGGAAAGCCGCCGCGGCCACGGCUUCGGUGUCGAGCGGCGUUAUGGAGUCUCAGGCGAUGUACGGCCAGCAAGACAAUUACUGGUACGCGCAGUCGUACUCACAGGACGGGGAAUGCCGUGUUACUCGCAAGGGAUGGUGGAAGACAGCAAUGAAGACUCCGACAACGGCAUGCCUUUCGUCUCGUGGAGACUCAACGUAUCAGACAGGCCGAGCCUUGUCCAUGACUUUACAAGAUGAACAAUUAAAAGCUAAUUGUAACAGGAGCACCACUUUUACUAGAAACUAGAAAUGACAAGAGGAUCUAGUUACUAGUUGGACGAUGGUCAAGAUCACGCAGGUCUACGUCAACGUUUUACGAUGAUGAUGUAGAUUGUUGAAGACGUUUUUGAUGGCGAUGGUUAUGGUGUCUUCAAAUUUUUCCCCUUUUGUUUCCCUUAUGUUUGAUUUUUGACCGUUCCCCUUUUCUGCUUGCUUCUUCUCUCUCCGUCUCGCACAUAAGAUGGAGUUAGAAUGGGACACCUAUGCUAUUAGUUACUUUGCUUUUUUUCUUUUGAGUUCGUUCUUCGGUCAAUCAAUUACAUAUAUAUAGACCUCCUUUUCUGUUUGCUUCA
This is a messenger RNA of Prosopis cineraria, 1500 nucleotides long. Its product is annotated as GATA transcription factor 19-like. Gene Ontology annotation, molecular function: sequence-specific DNA binding; DNA-binding transcription factor activity; zinc ion binding. The transcript has 2 exons. Bases 426 to 1175 code for a protein of 249 amino acids. Gene Ontology annotation, biological process: regulation of DNA-templated transcription; flower development. The record is from RefSeq and is a predicted model, not a curated record. Lineage: Eukaryota; Viridiplantae; Streptophyta; Magnoliopsida; Fabales; Fabaceae.